Molecule: messenger RNA, 1770 nt
Organism: Camellia sinensis
Lineage: Eukaryota; Viridiplantae; Streptophyta; Magnoliopsida; Ericales; Theaceae
Product: protein ACCELERATED CELL DEATH 6
Cellular component (GO): plasma membrane
Source: RefSeq, a predicted model, not a curated record
GUCACGUUUUCAAAAAUUAUGAUUUAGUUCCAUUUGAAGAUUUGAUAAAUUGAUAAAAAUCGAAACCAAGUUGUGACUUUGGCUCAAUUUUGAAAACACGUUUUCACAUUUAACUUAAAAGCGUGAUUUAUAAUUAUGUCUGCCAAAAAAAAAAAAAUUCCCAAACACCACCAAAUUCAUAAAAUAUCUAUCUACACAUUUAUCAGUCAUUUCAAAGUCGUACCAUCCACGCCGAUCACUCUGUUCUUUCAUCCACGCCGAUCUCUCUGUACUUUCUCUCUCCAGAUCUGCCGUCGAUCCACACCGAUCCGUCGGCGUCAUAACUAGAUCUGAACCACCGAUCCUCCCUCUUUCUUCAUCUCCCAUCGUGAACCACCAAUCUGAAUCAGAUCGUGAACCGUUGACUUCGCAGAGAACUCCGUCGCCGGCGGUGGUGUUGAUCGGAGGUGCGGUGUUGAUUUAGAUUUGCAAGCUUACAUAGGCCUACACAAAAGGCUACCAUCUGGUAUUAGAGUUUUUGGUUUGUGGAAGGAAGAUCAGCCAGAAGGUAGAAAAUAUCCUUAAGAAUUUGUACUCCCAAACAUAUUUUUACAUCCCCAUAAUGGGAAUUCCUAUGGUGCGGCGUCCUACUUUUGACGGUGACGACUACAAGUAUUGGAGUGAGAUGAUGCAAGAUUGGCUUUUGUCUCUGAAUUUGUGGGAUAUAGUAGUGGGUGUGUACGACGAGAACAACAGGGAGAAGCAAAACCAGAAUGCUGUAGCUCUUAGUAUAAUCAUGCAAAGCGUCUUGCCCUCAAUCCGUCCAAAAAUCAAGGAUGCUACAAAAGCGAAAGAAGCUUGGGACAUUCUCAAAAAUGAAUAUCAGGAACCAACUCUGCCUCUAAAUAUGACACCCUUAAUACACAUGGACAUGAGGCGAACAAGUGAAAUCCAUUUGCUAGUGGCUACGCUUGUAGCAACUGUGACCUUUACAGCUGGUUUCACGAUACCCGGUGGCUACAAUGGCAACGAAGGCCCAAACCAAGGCAUGGCCAUUCUAGCAAAAGAAGCAGCUUUCAAAGCUUUUGUGGUAACAGAUACCAUAGCCUUGUCAUUCUCUAUUUCUGCAGUGCUUCUCUACUUCUAUUCAGCUAUUACUUCCAGCCCCCGUAUGCGAAACAACCAAAUUGUUAUGGCUGCUAAUCUUGUUAUGUAUGCUAUGGUUGCAAUGGUAUUGGCAUUCAUUACAGGGACAUAUGUUGUGUUACCACAUUCAUCAGGGCUUGCUAUUUCAGUUUGUGUUAUUGGUUGCCUUCCACUCUUCAUUUUCCUCAUUUUCGUCAUUAUCAGCGCCAUUGAAUGCAUAAAUCGCCGUUGUUAAACAUCUUUACAAGAUUGUUGUUGGUAUUUGUUGAAUUGUAAGCUUGAAGAGCCUUCACCAGAGCCUUCGCCACCAUCUAUCAGUGUGUAUUUGAAGGCUACAUAGUCAAGAAUGAAGUUUGAAGAACCUUCAGGAAAUAGGAGUUCAAUUUGAUUUUGGUUUGCUACUGUGUGUUUUUUCUUGUGUUUAGACUGUUUGUUUACAUUCUGAGAUUAGUCUAUAAAUAGAUUGAGAGGUUACCUAUUUGAUAAGAGUGUGGGAGAAAGAAAAUAAGAGAGAGAGAGAGAGAGAGAGAGAGAGAGAGAGAGAGAGAGAGAGAUUUGUAAUAUAUGCUCUGUUUGUAUUUUCAGAAAUUUGUGAGUGAAUUUAAAUUAAGUUUGGUUCAGUGUUAAUCAUUUAUUUGUGAAUCA